UUGACACCGACACAUUCAGCCGUGGUCUGUCAUAUUCUCGCCAGAGCGAUAGAGAUACUUCAUUGAACCGCGAAGCAGAAAGAAAGGGGUGUGAAGAUACGACGAGAAAGAGAUACUGGUUAGAAAAGUCCCCGAACUUUUCUCAUUCUAGUCGCGAAGCGAAAGCAGCCUACUAUUUUGUCUCGAAUUAGGCUACUCGUGGUUGGUGUUGUCAGUAAAAGGGAUAUCUUUUUGGAUAACGGAACAAGUCUACUUCUUCAUGUGUUAUUACUGGAGCUGAUAGAAAAGGAAGUUUUGAGCAGGUAUGAAAGAGAUUCCUAUGCAGAGUAUGGACUCGCCCAGGAGCCAAUGGGAGCCCGGCAGGAAGCCUCCAUGGAUCGCCCGAUUGGCUGUAGGUAGGAGCCCAGCCUCCUCAGGGGCGGAGUCGGACACGGAGGGCAGCAGCACAGAGAGUGAAAGGUCCCGCACAAGACGAUCUGACUCGGGUUCCAUGAAGGUCGUGACCUCUCCCUCUAUGUUGCAGCAGCGAAUCAGAGAGAUAGACCAGCAGAGGGAGGAGCUUAAGAUAGAGCUGCAGCUGGAGAUUGCGCUGCUGCAGGGGGAGCUGCAGGAGGAGCGGGAGCAUCUGCGCAGGCACACGCAGCAGCUACAGCCCCUGCAGGAGCACAGCAGGCAGAGGAGCACGCAGAGACAGACCUCCAGACAGAAGGAGCGUGUGCGUCUGGAGGAGGAGCGGGAGCGCGUGGAGGAGCUGAGGAGGAGGUGCAAGGACCAGGAGAAGCUGAUUCCCUCACAGCCUGAAAGCCAGAGAGAACAGCUGUUACUCCAGCUGCAACAGGAGAAGGAGGCCGUGGAGGUGGCCGCGCGGGCCUUUGAGGACUGGGAGUUCCAUGUCCUGGAGCAGGAGAGUGGGAUCGACUGUGAGCUAACGGAGAGAGAGCAAGAGAGCGAGAGCGAAGGAGAGGUGGAGAGGGAUGUGUCCAGGCAGCAGCACGCUGUCAACGCUGCACAGGAACGGGUCCAACAACUGGAGAAGCAGCUGAAAGAGAUGGAGAGAGAGAAGGACAAACAAAUGAAUGCACUACGGCAGGAGAGAAGAGAGCUUCUGUAUGCAUCCCACAAGAUUUUGAAAGAGAAGAAGGCGCUCUCUGAUUGGGCCAACAUCACCAGCUCCACCCCCUGCAUGAUGUCGAUGUCCCCACUGACCAUUCACAAAACGGCACAGGAGACCAGCAAGGAGACAGCCAGUCUGCCCCGCAGGCGUCCACCUCACCGGGGCAAAAACUCGGACAGACCCCUCUCAGCUCAGGUUAUCGGGAGGAUGCAUGGCGACGGCCUCACCCCGGAGAUGCUGACCCCACCGCGGCCGCUCUCCUCCACCUCCCAUCGCCACAGCAACGGUCACGCCACCAACGGCCACCGGCACGCCCACAGCCACACCAACGGCUUCCUAACGCCCUGCAACAGCGCCAGCAGCUCGCGGGCCCCCAGUCCCAGUUUAGGUCUGCUUGACCUUGUUGAGAUUGAAAGGAAACUACGCGAGGCAAAAGCCGAGAGGGAGCGUUUACUAAGGGAAAGGGAGGAAUGGCGAAGGCAGACUGUAGAGGAGAGGCCUCGGAAGGAUGUGGAGUCCCUGAGCACGGAGGGAGAUCAGCCCAAGUGCGAGGUCAUGGCAGAGGCAGACACAGAGGAGCUCCCACUCAGCGCCGCACUCCCAAACUCCCCAGAGCAAGGAGUUCCUCUAUCCUUUUCGCCGAACUUUGACCUCCAUGCCCAUGUUGAGUCUUUGGGCCACGGCAUAGCCAACUGUUUGGGUGUCCGGCUGUUGCCACGGCGUUGCGGAGGCUUCUUGACCAAGCGUGGUGGGCGGGUGAAAACCUGGAGGAGGAGGUGGUUCCUCUUUGACCUGGACCAUCGAAGAUUAGCCUACUACACUGACCAAGAUGAGAAGAAGCUGAAGGGUGUUAUCUAUUUCCAGGCCAUAGAGGAAGUGUAUUAUGACCACCUACGCACAGCCACCUCAUCUCCGCGACCAAGUCUGACGUUUUGUGUGAAAACCUAUGAGCGACUCUUCUACCUGGUCGCUCCCAGUCCCGAGGCCAUGCGGAUCUGGAUGGACGUCAUAGUCACAGCGACAGACGAGCACUGCAGAUACUGACAGGAACUCCCAACCACGGACAAGUAAAGGGGGAACCGUCCAACCCUCUGAACCUCCGCUAAAGCCACCCACGGUUUGGACCUUGUCGGCCUACCAAGCAGCUAUCAGGGACCAGCGGCCUCUCUGAAGGACAGAGCGAAGUCAGAGGCCGUCUCAAGACCUACCAGCGUCAGUCUGUGUUUCUGCAUUUAACAUGUCUACACAUGCAGGUCUCCAUGGGGCCCGACACAGCUUCUUCUCCCUCCAUUUUAAGUCUGAGAGGACAGAGUGCUGCCUGCCGCCAUGCCCACCCCCACACCCUUCACUUCUCUGGAAAGUCCCAUUGGCAUUCCACAGGGUCUUGGCAUAAAGACGUCACAAAAAUGCAGAGACCUUCGGGACUGAGGCUCCAAUUUAGGCACAGGGUGAGGGAGCGUAGAGGAGUCUGGUGCCCGCUGAGAGGCCUCAGGCUGGCAUUUCUGUCUGUGGCAACAUAAUGCAAGGGCUGCAUUGAGGGAGAAUGACCUCAUCAUCGACGAGGAAGAAUGUUAUGAGGAGACAUGUUACAGAGUGCUGGAUGGAACGAAAACUCACACAGGAAGCUUCCAGCUACUUUGCUGAUGACAUGAACUGUCUGUGGUGUGGUCAGCCUGUCAAACGAGCCCCGCGAUCAUCAUAAUGAAUGUGGGGAUUCAGCUCCCUCUAGUGGUGCUGCCAAACUUGAUUUUUUUCCCUUUAAACUACGAAACACUACAGGGGGGAUUCCAAAUACGUGGUUUAGUGACGAACCUGGAUAAGUUCACUCAGAGAAAAUGGUAAACCUCCUACAGCAGAGCCCUAUGACAUUGUUUUGUACAUUGUAUGGAGAAUGAGUCCAUACAGCUCUUCUAUUAGGAGGUUUACCACUUAACUUAACUUACACAGGUUUGUCACUAAGCCACAUACAUGUACUUGGAAUACCUCCCAGUGCAUCUCCACUGACAAGAUCAAGGUCUGUUCGGUCUCUACAGUGUCUGUACAGUUAUACGUUUUAUUAUUUUAUUUUGUAUUAUUAUUAUUAUUAUUAUUAUUAUUAUUAUUAUUAUGUUGUUGUUGCCGAUGAUUAUGUUGUUGAUAGGCAUAGUUAUUGUUGGUGUUUUUAAGUGUAAUAAAAACUUGUGAAAACAAUGUAA
Molecule: messenger RNA, 3309 nt
Organism: Sardina pilchardus (European sardine)
Lineage: Eukaryota; Metazoa; Chordata; Actinopteri; Clupeiformes; Clupeidae
Gene: phldb3
Product: pleckstrin homology-like domain, family B, member 3
Exons: 15
Coding region: 305-2158 (617 amino acids)
Source: RefSeq, a predicted model, not a curated record